Molecule: messenger RNA, 1912 nt
Organism: Colletotrichum navitas
Lineage: Eukaryota; Fungi; Ascomycota; Sordariomycetes; Glomerellales; Glomerellaceae
Product: cytochrome P450 52A11
Exons: 6
Coding region: 39-1775 (578 amino acids)
Molecular function (GO): monooxygenase activity; iron ion binding; oxidoreductase activity, acting on paired donors, with incorporation or reduction of molecular oxygen
Source: RefSeq, a predicted model, not a curated record
GUGAACGAAUAAACGUCUUCUCUUUAUAAUAAUAGUUCAUGGGUUCCCAACGAACCUGUUGUCUUGCCCCAGUCUCUGCCAUCUCGGUUCUGAUAUUUUUAACUACUUACAUCAAAUCCAUCAUGUUGAACCCUUUAUCAAUAGCCCUUUUAGCGUUACCUGCGGCUCUUCUUUAUCUUUACUUAGCGUUGAGCUACCGUCGGUUCAAGCAAUAUGCUCACUUUCCCCAGGUUAAGCCGUCAUUGGUAUGGGGCCAUCUCAAGGCAGUCGGUGCUUUCCAUCAGAGGCGUGGCGAGGAAAAUGGCAGUAUGGAGUCCGCGUUUGCGGACAUGAGCGAGUCGAUCGGGAACCCUCCAGUCAUGCUCCUCGACACCCGUCCAGUCAUGCGUGCAAUGCUGCUGAUCCGAAGCCAUGAAAUUGCGGAGCAAGUAUCGAGACAGUCAAAAACGUGGCCUUACAGCACGCCCAAGUCCGACACAAUGAGGAAUCUGGCUCCACUGCUCGGUGAAAGGUCAAUCGCCAUGGCACAGGGCUCGGAAUGGAAAGACAUGAGGAAACAUUUCAACCCAGGCUUUGCCCCCCAGCAUCUCAUGGGUUUGAUGCCAACAAUUCUGGAAAAGACCGAGGCCUUUCUAGCGAAGCUAGACACACUUGCCAAUACAGGCGCCAUCUUUGAGCUCGAGCCUCUGUGUACGAAUCUCACAUUCGAUAUAAUUGGUGCUGUGACUAUGGACGUUGAUCUCGGCGCCCAACUCCCAGAAGAGCUCCAGAGUGACUUCAUCAAAAACUACAAAAAGUUCCUUCUAUCGUACAAAGAGAGCACCGGUAUGUUGCGGUGGGCAGACGGCCCCCGAAAGAACCGUCAACGGAAGAGAUUGUCUAAAACUCUCAACAUCUUUCUUGAGGACCUCAUUCAGCGCAAGUUCGAUGACGUAAAACAGGACGAAGGCUCUUCAACUCGCAGCAUCUUGGCUCUGAGCUUGAAGGAUACUGAAGUAUUGACUCGGGACAUCAUCGACUACACCAAAGAUCAGCUCAAAAGUUUCAUUUUCGCAGGCCAUGACACCACCAGCAUUCUCCUCCAAUGGGCCUUUUACGAGCUGUCCCGAACUCCUCGUGCAAUGAAGGCUCUCAGAACCGAGCUGGAGGCCCUUUUUGGCCCGGAUCUGAGUCCCGCAUCGGUCCGCGAAGCUCUGCUCUCGCGAGGCGAAGAAAUCACGCGGGGGAUGACAAACCCUGCGCCUGUAUCCCCCGCCGCCACCGCUCGUCUUUGCCCUCCUGGGGCAAACUUUCACCUUCAACUGCCGAGCGGCGCCAGCCUAUGCGUCGACGGUCUGGUUUUGUAUAGCUGUUCCUACCUGAUCCAGCGGGACCCCGACGUCUACGGAAGUACCAAGGACGACUUCGUUCCUGAGCGAUGGCUCGGCAACACAGAUACGUCCAUGGCAACAAACGAAGACGAAAAGGCGGGUGCCGAAGAAUGUGAGAUUCCUGCUUCUGCGUGGAGACCAUUUGAGAGGGGACCCAGAAACUGCAUCGGACAAGAGCUGGCCAACAUUGAGGCCAGGGUUAUCCUAGCCAGUGUCGUUGGCAAAUACGUCUUCGAGAAGGUUGGUUUGGGAGAGGCAGCUCGGGAUGAGAAGGGCAACCCAAUUGUCAAUGAAAAGGGGCAAUACAAGUCCAAUACUCAGCUCUACAACACCCGUCAGGUUACUUUGCGCCCCGUCGACAACAUGAAGGUUCGCGUGAGGCUACGGGAUGUGACCAAAGAUUGAAGUUUUAUUCAUUCCAUGAACCAAACUUCAAUACUAUGUGGUUUUUUACGACUGUCAGUAGAACAGACAAUUCGAUUUUGAUGUUAUAAUCCCACAUAAAGGACUACCUGCCAUCCACGGAUCAUUGAUCAAUGCCG